Trypanosoma brucei brucei TREU927 is the source of this 732-nucleotide messenger RNA. Its product is annotated as cyclophilin-type peptidyl-prolyl cis-trans isomerase, putative. Bases 1 to 732 code for a protein of 243 amino acids. The transcript has a single exon. Gene Ontology annotation, biological process: protein peptidyl-prolyl isomerization. Gene Ontology annotation, molecular function: peptidyl-prolyl cis-trans isomerase activity. NCBI's taxonomy places the organism in Eukaryota, Euglenozoa, Kinetoplastea, Trypanosomatida, Trypanosomatidae. The record is from RefSeq and is a predicted model, not a curated record.
AUGGAGCUCGCAUGUUUUAACGGUUUCCCAGAAACCCCAUCCCUCUCCGGGUCUUUAGUUCAGCAACGUCAUAAUUUGCUGGACUCUGUCAAAUCCGCGGGGCCUCCGGGGCCUGUCUUUCGCGUGGAAUUUGAACUUUUUGAUGAUGAAUCGCCCAAGACUUGUGCGAACUUCAGGAAUUUGUGCGCAGGGCGCACAACCAGCCGGAAGGGUGAGACAUACUGGUUCCAGGGUGUCGUGCCUUCCUACCGCGGGACAUACUUUCACAAGAUUAUUCCACAAUUCUGCGCUCAAGGCGGGGACCUCACCAUGCGGGUAGACAAUGGCGCGAAUCAUUUGAGUAGCUUCGGUCGCGGUUGGUUCGCGGAUGAGUAUAAGCGACGGCGGAUGAACGAAGUCGGGCUCUUGGCGAUGGCCAACAACGGACCCAACAGCAACGGCUCGCAAUUUUUCAUAACCACGUCUGACUCAAAUGAGAAGGCGCUCAACGGUCGUCACGUUUGCUUUGGCCGAGUGGUGCAGGGCCUGAAGGAGUUCAUGCAUGAGGUUGCUCCCUUUGGCGACAGUGCUGGCUAUCCAUCACGUUUUAUUGUCGUUACGGACUGCGGGGAAGGGCCACUACCAGCUACGCUCGGCUCCACAUUGCCGGAUAAAACACCUGCAGCUGAUAUUAGCGAAGAAGGAGCUCGGGAAUGCGGGAGGGUGUCGGUGAAGUCCCCUUCCGGCGGGUAG